GCAAUAUAAAUAAAAUGUGUUAAGUAGAAAUGUACUAUGGACUUGCACGUGGAAUCGGGCACACAUCAUACCGUAGAUUGUUUCUUCAAAGUUUGAAUACAAUAUGCAGCUAAUGUGUAGUGUUAAAUUUAGCUGGACCUUGCAAUAGUAUGAAGUUAGUCGCGGAGCAGGAAGUAACGUCGUUAGUUUUUCAUUAAACAAAAAUUUUCAAUACUUUACACCCGCAUUUAAAGAACCAGUGAAUAAAGAAGCAGUAUUUCAACGUUCCACACCAUAUUUUUUUUCUUAACGCACCUUUACCAAAGUAGACGUAAAAGUGCUGUAACCGUCGUGGAAGGUGGUUGUGUGUUAUUUAGACAAUCUCUCACGGUGAAAAAAAAGAAUGGCACCGACGUUCAGCAAAUUUAUGACCAGACGCAACGUGGCUGGUGCUUGUGCUUUAAGUGCUUUGAUAUGGAUUUUAAAAAGAAGAAACCGGAAACAAGCCGCGAAAUACAGAAAUGCCUGGCCCACUAAUGACAUUCAGUAUGUUAUCAAAGAGGAGGAGAAGCCUAAAGUACCGAAAGCUCAUGUAAAUGCUAGAUUCUUUAGACAAUUGUAUCAAUUACUCAAAAUUGGUAUACCAUCGGUGGUGUCUUUUGAAAUGGGCUUUAUUGUGCUUAUCGCAGGCACGCUUGUUGUAAGAUCUGUCUGUGAUUUUCAGUUGAUAAAUAUCAUCACUGCAUUGGAUGCGUCGAUCCUUAAUAUGAACAAGCCUUCGUUUAAAAGAAAUCUAUUUAAGUUCUUAUGUCUAAUACCAAUGAUAUCUCUUGUGAACAACGUACUGAAAUACAGUACAUAUGAAACAAAAUUGAGGUUACGUACAAAUGUCACACGAUAUUUGUUGGAUCGGUACCUUAAAGGCUUUACUUACUAUAAAAUGAGCAAUUUAGAUAGCCGUAUAGCAAAUCCAGAUCAGCUCUUAACUACUGAUGUUGACAAGUUUUGUGAAAGCUUCAUGGACCUGUAUAACAAUAUUGCAAAACCUUUAUUGGACAUUGGCUUCUACGUGUACAAACUUACAAUUAAUCUUGGUCAAGAAACGCCAAUAGUAAUGCUGUCAUAUCUCGUCUUUGCUGGCAUGAUAGUAACUUAUCUACGCAAACCUAUUGGACAAAUGACAGUAAAAGAACAACGUUUAGAGGGAGAAUACCGUCAUAUUAAUUCAAGGUUAAUUACCAAUUCCGAGGAAAUAGCAUUUUAUCAAGGAAAUAACAGAGAAAAGUUAACUUUGUUAACCAGUUUCCAUAAACUUAUGACACAUCUUCGCAAAUGUCAAGAAUUUAAGACUCUCAUAGGAAUAAUUGAUAAUUUCGUUGGCAAAUAUAUGGCGACAGUGGUCGGUUUUUAUGCAGUAAGCUUACCUUUCUUCAUGGAAAACCAUAUGCUCUCGAAAGCUUCUAAUUAUCGUUUUAAUAGUUACUACACGUAUGGUCGUAUGUUAAUAAAAUUGGCAGAAGCCAUUGGUAGAUUAGUUCUAGCUGGAAGAGAAAUGACAAGACUGGCAGGAUUGACUGCCAGGGUUACCGAAAUAAAGAACGUUCUUGACGAUAUAAAUUCAGGGAAGUACGAACGAACGAUGAUUUGCGAUUUCAAAGACGAAUCAAUUGGAAGUCCGGGCAAAGGGAAGAUAGUGAACAAGGAUAAUAUCAUACGAUUCGAACAUGUACCUUUAGUAACUCCUAAUGGGGAUAUUCUUAUCAAAGAACUAUCGUUCGAAGUUAAAUCGGGAAUGAAUGUAUUAGUUUGUGGCCCAAAUGGCUGUGGGAAAAGCUCUUUGUUCAGAGUACUGGGAGAAUUAUGGCCAAUUUGGAAUGGAACAGUUACCAAACCUCCGCGAGGAAAAUUAUUCUACAUUCCUCAGCGUCCUUAUAUGACUCUGGGCACGUUGAGGGAUCAAGUGAUUUAUCCUCAUACAAAGACGGAGAUGAUGAGACGCGGGCAGAUGACGGACGAUGAUUUAAGAAAAUUACUAGACCUAGUUCAAUUGGGCCAUUUGUUAGAAAGGGAAAAUUUCACAAAUAGCGUGGGACAAGCUUGGGAUGCUGUAGCUGACUGGAUGGACGUUUUGUCCGGCGGCGAAAAGCAGCGUAUAGCAAUGGCUCGACUUUUCUACCACAAGCCACAAUUUGCAAUUUUGGAUGAAUGUACAAGCGCUGUUAGCGUCGACGUAGAGGACUCGAUGUACAUGUACUGUAGACAGGCGAAUAUUACGUUAUUCACAGUAUCGCAUCGACGAUCCCUUUGGAAACAUCACGAGUAUUAUUUACAAAUGGAUGGGAGAGGAAAUUACGAGUUCAAGGCUAUUGAAUCGGAUACAAAAGAAUUUGGAUCGUGAAUUUUCAUGUCCCUUGCAUCGAAUACUUGCCACUAUGCAAGGGACCGUCGUUUUAUGUUCGAUUAAUUUCGAAUAAUUAUAAAUAUAAAUGUGCAGUGUACAGCGCAUGUAUAUUAAAAGUAAUUAUCAUGAUUUGUUAUGUGUAGACCACAUUGAAUAAACAUUGCCAGAACUUAUAUCGAAUUGCUGGACAAUAAGAAUGUGUAAUAAACUCGGUGAUGAAAAUCA
Messenger RNA from Frieseomelitta varia, 2605 nucleotides. It is a transcript of the gene Pmp70, whose product is annotated as ATP-binding cassette sub-family D member 3. The transcript is spliced from 14 exons. Gene Ontology annotation, molecular function: ATP hydrolysis activity; long-chain fatty acid transmembrane transporter activity; ATP binding. Bases 383 to 2377 code for a protein of 664 amino acids. The record is from RefSeq and is a predicted model, not a curated record. Lineage: Eukaryota; Metazoa; Arthropoda; Insecta; Hymenoptera; Apidae. Gene Ontology annotation, cellular component: peroxisomal membrane. Gene Ontology annotation, biological process: peroxisome organization; fatty acid beta-oxidation; long-chain fatty acid import into peroxisome.